Aspergillus nidulans FGSC A4 is the source of this 1035-nucleotide messenger RNA. RefSeq lists its product as uncharacterized. NCBI's taxonomy places the organism in Eukaryota, Fungi, Ascomycota, Eurotiomycetes, Eurotiales, Aspergillaceae. Gene Ontology annotation, molecular function: DNA binding; nucleic acid binding. The record is from RefSeq and is a predicted model, not a curated record. The transcript has 2 exons. Bases 1 to 1035 code for a protein of 344 amino acids. Gene Ontology annotation, cellular component: nucleus.
AUGCCCCGAGUUCGCGUUAGUUCAAGCCAAAAUUGCCAUGAGAAGGAAGGUCGGCUCCUACUGGCUGUACAGGCUAUUAAAAAAAAGGAGAUUACAUCAAUACGCGAGGCAGCACGUCGCUUCAAUGUGCCUGAAUCUACACUACGUACGCGACUACGCGGGACUACAAAUCGCGCCGAAUCUCGCGCAAAUGGCCAUAAAUUGACUGAGAUUGAAGAGGAAGUGCUUAAGCAGUGGAUUCUCUCUUUAGAUCUACGCGGAGCAGCUCCUACAAAAGCUCAUGUACGAGAAAUGGCUAAUAUUCUGCUUGCAAAGCGUGGUUCCACCCCAAUCCAGACUGUCGGCCAGAAAUGGGUAUAUAAUUAUACUCAACGCCACCCGGAGCUUGAGUCUCGCUUGUCAAGGCAAUACGACUGCCAGCGAGCAAAGCAAGAGAACCCAAAGGUUAUUCAAGCAUGGUUUAACACCGUACGAGCCACAAUCGAACAAUACGGGAUCCUACCGGACGAUAUCUACAACUUUGAUGAGACUGGCUUUGCAAUGGGCCUUUGUGCACAUCAGAAAGUGAUUACCAAGUCAGAAUCAUGUGGCCGAAGACCAGUUCUACAGCCAGGAAACCGUGAAUGGGUUACUGCAAUUGAGUCAAUCAGUGCUUCUGGAUGGGCACUUCCACCAACACUUAUCUUUAAGGGCAAGCAGUAUAACCAAGCAUGGUUUACAGGCCUUCCGCCCGACUGGCGAUUUGAAAUUAGUACAAAUGGAUGGACAACUAAUGAAAUUAGCCUUCGCUGGCUUCAGAAGCAAUUUAUCCCGUCAACAGAGCAUCUUUUGAAGCGCUCGUACGCCAGCUUGGUUGAUCAGAAAAUGCGGCUUGGCAUCAGCCAUAUUGACAAACUUGAUUUCCUUGCAGCCUAUCCACAAGCUCGAAUCAGCACAUUUAAGCUGGAUACAAUCAGAAACAGUUUUCGAGCAGCAGGACUAGUGCCAUUGAAUCCUGAACCAGUGCUUUCAAAGCUUAGUAUUCAGGCAUCGUGA